This is a messenger RNA of Trichoderma citrinoviride, 3813 nucleotides long. RefSeq lists its product as hypothetical. The transcript is spliced from 3 exons. Gene Ontology annotation, cellular component: nucleus; cytoplasm. The record is from RefSeq and is a predicted model, not a curated record. Gene Ontology annotation, molecular function: mRNA binding. Lineage: Eukaryota; Fungi; Ascomycota; Sordariomycetes; Hypocreales; Hypocreaceae. Gene Ontology annotation, biological process: nuclear division. The coding region runs from base 1 to 3813 and encodes 1270 amino acids.
AUGGCUUCGGAAGGAUCUGCCCCUGCUGUCGUUGCCAAUGGCGGCGAGGAGUCUGUCGCCCAGCGCCUUCAACAGCACCAUGUGACUGUUGAGGACGCGCCAGACGAUGAACUGCCCUCCCAGCCGGUUGAUGGCGAAUCUGCUGCUGCUGCUCCUGGACCCUCUGUCGUGAAGACGGCUGCCAAGCGCCAGCAGGCUGCUCUCGACACCCAGUCACGAGAGUUGUUCCCUGAGCUUGGCGCUCCUCGCGGCAAGAGCCCCAGUGUUGUUCCCAUCUGGGGCGCUAGGAGCGAUGCUAAUGGCGGUUCCAAUGGCAUUUCUCCCUCGUCGACUCCGGCGUCUGGCUCUGCGACCCCCGCUCGCCUGGCCCCCGUGCGGAUUCCUGGAAUCAGUGAGGAGCUGAUCAAACUCGAUCCCGGGCAUAUUCGUCCCGAAAUGAAACGGGCGAUGGAGGGCAUUCUCAGCAAAGUUGGCAAGAGGUUUCAUAUCCCCAUCACCGUGUCUGCGGGCAACAAUGGCCAGCUCCAGUUCAAGGCCACUGGCCCUCAGGCAGUCGCUCAACAGGCACUCAAGGACGUGGUUGCUCAAAUCGGUUCAAAGGUUACAAUUCAGGUCCCCAUUCCUCAGUCCACCCGCCCCUUCAUCAUUGGCAAGGGUGGUGCUACUAUCAAGGCUAUCCAGGAGAAGACCGGUGCCAGAAUCCAGAUGCCCAAGGCCGAUGAGCACCAGCCGGUUGACCAGCAGGAUGACGAGGCCAUCGUCCUCGUCACUGUCGAGGGCAAUUCUCUUACUGCCGCUGCUGCUCGGAAGGAGAUUGAGAACAUCGUCAACGAGCGAUCGGCUAACGUCCAGACCAGAGUGCAGGGGGUCCCUACCGCUUUCUACCCCUUCAUUGCCGGCCCUGGACACUCCCUGGCGCAUGAGAUUGAGCAGGCCAAUGGGGUCCAGGUCCGCGUCCCCACUAAUCAGCUGUACUCGUCCGCGCCGCUUCCCGUUGCGCCGGGCCCCGGUCAGCGGCCCGUGUUUGCUCCUGCCGGUGCGGAUGACGAGCAUAUCCAGCUUGCCGGUGACCGCAGGGCUGUGCAACGGGUCCGCGAGCUGAUUGCGCGUCGUGUCGAGGAGCUGCAGAGGCAGCUGGAGGCCGAACAGCUCUCCAUCCAGAGAGGCCGACACCAGUUCAUCAUUGGACAGCGAGGCAUUCCCAUGGAAGACUUCUUCAGGGAGACUGGCUGUGCCAUCGUGUUCCCCCAGGAGGAAGACGACGAUACGAUUACCGUCGUCGGUCCCCCCUCCCAAGUACCGGCCGGCCUCGAGAGAGCCAUGGAACUCGCCAUGGGUAUGCAAAUGUCCAACAUUGACAUUUCGCGGGCCCACCGCAACGCACCUGGAGGAGCAUUGGCCCAUGCUGCCAAUGUCACCCGAUACCUUCGCCAGCGCAAGGAGAUUGAGCGCCUGGAGAAGCAGUAUAACACGCACAUCAACACUCCCUUCUCUCAGGAUGGCGCCCUCCCUUGGGAGCUGUACUCUCGCGAGGGUAGGAAUGCCAUUCGUGCGCAGUCGGAAAUCACUGCAAUUCUCAGCGGACACCCACCGUCGCGUAUGCAAACGGUUGCUGUCGACCCUUUCUUCCACCAGCACCUGCGCAAUGAGAUCACUCCCAAGGUCAAGAAGGAGUUUGGUGUUCAGGUUGUUGUUCCAGACGCAUCGGAAGCCAACACUCCCGUGCUUCUGGUCUUUGAGGGUCCCGAUCCUGCUGAAGGUGCCUACCAGCCUCCCCGUGCCAAGCCUUCGGAAGCGGAGCUGCAAACCUUCAAGCAAGCUCUGGAGGCUGCCCAAAAGCACAUCCUGGGUCUCAUCAGCAAGCAAGAGGCAAUCAUCGCCAUCUCUCUGGAUGUCCCAGCCAAAUUCCACGAGAAGCUUCGCCGAUUUAUCAAGAAGGAGCAGGAGAGCCGCGAUGAGUAUCAGAUCCCCGUUCGCGUGACCAAGGUCGGCAAUAUUGUGACUCUGCGAGGUCCCAAGUCGGCUGUUGAGUCCCUCGCCAGCAAGGCCACUGCCUUCAUCGAGCAGGAGAAGAUUGACGAGAAGGAACGUGGCUACACGCUGACCUUUGACUUCCCCCAGAAGUUCGCCAACCAUCUCAUUGGCAAGGGUGGCAGCAACAUCAAGGAGCUCCGUGAUCGGUUCGACGUCGAGAUCCAAGUCCAGGACGGCAAGGUGGAGCUCAAGGGACCCCAGGCCAAGGCCGAGAAAGCUCGAACAUACAUCCAGAACCUCGGCCGGACUCUGGCUGACGAGACCACCCACAUUCUCAAGAUUGAUCCCAAGUACCACCGAGAGCUGAUUGGUGCCGGUGGCAGCCAGAUCAAUCGUCUGCAGAACCGGUACAAGGUCCUCAUUUUCUUCCCCAAGUCGGCCAAGAAUGGAGAUGAUCAAGCCAGUGAGGCGGCAAGCGAGGCUGGCAAGCCUCGACGCCAGCAGGCUCCGGACGAGGUCAUCAUUCGAGGACCCAAGAAGGGCGCCGAUGAGGCUCGCGACGAGAUCUACUCGCUGCACAAGUACCUGGAGGAGCACUCUCACACUGCCACGGUUGGAGUGCAGCAGAAGCAAGUCGGCUCGCUGAUAGGACAAGGCGGUGCCGCUCUGGACGAGCUUCGACAGCUGACCGGGGCUCGAAUCGAUGUUCCGGCAGAUCGAGAUACUCCCAUUGUUGAGAUCUCCAUCAAGGGAACUGCCUCCCAGGUGAAGAAGGCGAAGCAGAUUCUCGAGGAGAAGCGAGCCGAGUUUGAGGACACCGUCGUUGAGACGAUUGAGGUUGAUAAGAAACACCACAAGGCUCUCAUUGGAGCAGGCGGCUCCACCCUCCGCGACAUUGUUACCUCAGCCGGCGGCUCUGAUGAUCGACGUGCUCUUGCCCGCACGAUCCAGUUCCCGAAGCAGGAGUCGGAUGGUAACACCAUCAAGAUUGAGGGCCGGACGGAAGUCGUGAACAAGAUUAUCAAGAAGAUCCAGGAGAUUGUUGCCGAGCGUGAGAGCCAGGUGACAGAAAUUGUUGACGUGCCGAUUGACCAGCACCGAUCGCUCAUCGGACGAGGAGGCGAUGCCAAGCGCCAGCUCGAGUCGCAGUUUGGCGUCUCCAUCGACAUCCCCCGCCAGGGUGACGGCAAGACUGGCGUCAAGGUGACUGGACGGGCCGAGAACGUUGCCAAGGCCAAGGAACACAUCUCCGGCCUGAUCAAGCAGCAGCACAGCGAGACUCUCCAGGUGCCUCGUAACCUGCACCACGUCGUGUCUAAUAACGGUCAGAUCUUCCGCCAGCUUCGCAACAACUACCAGGUGACGGUAGACCACGCCGGCGAGAGCAUUCCGGCCAAGCCCACGCCGUCGGCCAGGGCCGUUGAGGGCGCCCUGCCACUGAUCACGGAUGAUGCAGACGCCGCAGCUGACGUUCACUCUUGGAAGGUCGUCAGCCUCCAGGCGGGCGAUGAGGGCGAUAUCCCAUGGGUCCUUCGCGGAACGCCCGAGAACGUCGCCAAGGCCAAGGAGCUGAUUAUGAAGAACCUGGAGCAGGCCAAGGCCAACGACGCUACGGGAUACCUCAUCCUGCCCGACCCUAAGACUUACCGUUUCGUCAUUGGACCCAACGGAAGCAAGGUCAAGUCUAUUCGCAACCAGAGCAACUGCCAGAUUCAGGUGCCGCGAGAUCAGGCCAAGGAUGAGGCCAUUGAGAUUCUGGGCACUCGCGAAGGCGUAGAGAAGGCCAAGGAGCUGAUUCUGGCAGCUGUCCGAGAGGGACAGAGCAAGUCGAGAGAGUAG